AGAGGCAUGCAUACCAUUAUGAAGUGGUAGCUGGCCAACAUGUCCUAAUGGCACGGAAGGAGCUCCAUGAGGAGGCAGAACAUGGGAAGGACAGCUGUGUAUGUGCUAUCUACAUGGGAGUCGACGAAGUGGAGAAAAGGAUCCUGGCCCUCCACAACGCCAAGCUUGAAGGAGUUCCCUAUGAUGUACUUGAUGUUGAAAACCUGGAAUAUGUGAAGAGUGGGAGCGACUUCAAAAAUCUGGAGAAGAAACUGGAAGAAGUCAUCCAAAAAAUAAGCUCCUGCAAUCUUUCAUCAGGUGUCACCUUAUCAUCGCAACAUGCUGGAAUGAGUGAGGAGGAAGAGAUGGCGACAUACCGUGAUCAUGUCUCAGAUGAAGCAUUACAGCCAUUCAUGACUCUGAAGGACCUCGAGAAAUCUGGUGAGCUGUUUCACAGGACACAUACCCUGGCAAUCAUCGGUAGCAAGUGUCGUAUAUCCCUGAGCACCUCGAUUGUGACAAUGAAGGAGUUCCUGGAAGCCACAGUUGGAAAUUCACAGGGUUGGAUCUUAUGCAGUGUCAGAUGGAUUCGAACAGUUGACUUGCCUGCCCAGUUGAAAUUACUGUCAUUGGUCGAUUUGGAGUUGGGAUUGGACCCAAGAAAUAAUAGCCCUGACAUUCCUCAGGUGCAGGAAGUCAGAGACACUAUGCAAGAACCCCAGACAGAGUAG
This is a messenger RNA of Darwinula stevensoni, 710 nucleotides long. NCBI's taxonomy places the organism in Eukaryota, Metazoa, Arthropoda, Ostracoda, Podocopida, Darwinulidae. The record is from the annotation of a GenBank genome assembly.